UCUGCUUCUGUCCCCGUGAACAGCUGUUUCACAGACGGACGGCUUCAGGGACACAGUGGAUUCCACAGCCUCAGGUUUACUGAGUUUCAUGAAGUCGGAGUUGUCGCUGAUCAACAUCUUCCUGAGGACACUUCCGCUGUGGGCGGAGCCUCUUUGGAAACGCUUCGUUCUCCAGCGGAAUAAAAGAGAGAAACACCAGAAGAGACGAGACGCGCACAAGAAGCAGUGUGAACUGGCCCAACACUGCAAACAGCUACUGGACACCAGUCAGCAUUGAAAGGCAGAAGUAGUGGAACUGGAUCAUCACACUGCUGUGACCAAUCCUGCAUGAGACUGAGCCUCACGUUGAUCUCACUGACAAACUCCAGGAAACAUCAUGACCACCGCCGACAAGCUGCUGGAGCAGAUGUUCUCCUGGAUCGACCAGAGGAGUCGCUGUGCGGACCAACUGGUCAAACUGGCCAAGGAGCUCGAGUCCCUCAGGACGAAAUGCAAUGGCGCUGAAUGUGUGGGCAGCUCGGUGGCUGUGGUGGGGGCUGCGUGUGUGAUCGGCGCCGGCCUCACCUUCCUCUCCGGCGGAGCAGCUGCUCCAUUUUUAGGUUUGUUGGGAGGAACAUAUUUAGGAGCAGGUGCCGUCAUCUCUGUGGCCACUCAACUCAUCGAGGGCUUCCUGUCCAGCAGCACCAUGAAAGACGCAAAGAAAAUCGAAGAGAAAAGCAACGAAUCAGCAAAAAACAUUCAGCGACUGUUCGAGAAACUAAAGUCGGAGAAGAAGGAGGCGAACAGAUUCGCCGACCCGGACGAUUUGGACAGACACAUCCUGACUAACAUCCUGAGAGCUGUGGCAAGACGAAGUGGAGUGAGGAUGAAGAUCAACUUCAGAAUGAUCGGUGACGAGCCGAAUUGGUCUUUUGGUGGAGGACAUUAUUCAAGCCUCAGUCCCGGCCUUGGCCUCAACGUCCCUAUUCUGGUGACCAUCACUGGAGUUUUAGGGUUUUUCACGCUCAGCGCAAGUGGGAAGAAAUGUAACUUUCUAUUUGCUAAAGGAGCUCAGCAGCUGAUCAAGGAGAUAUCUGUGACUGGACUGAAAACAGUGCUCAAAGGAGGCAGCAUGCUUGUGGGAGGAGCUAUUGGAAUGGCGUUUGCGCUUCCCGAGGCGAUCGACAACUGGACAGAUCUGAUCAAGAACAACAACGUGACUGAAGCUAGCCAAUCCCUGCGAGACACAGCCAAAGCCAUCCAAAAGAUCACGCAGGCCCUGAAGGAUCAGUUUAAAGAUAUGAAGCGGAUGCUCGAGAAGAUGGAAGAAGAACAGCGCAAGCAGGAGAAAGUUAAGCGCAUCAUUGAAAACCCAGAGAGAAGCUAUGAAGACGAGAGAGUAUUAAUAAGGUAUGCCAUGAAAACAUGCCAGAACGAAGAGGUGCGACGAUGGCUGAGAGAGAAUUCAGGGUGUUUCCUCAAACUUGUGGCUUUGUUUCAAUUAAUGAAAAAUGAAAUCAUCAAGAAGUCAAACGAGGACGAGUCUGAUGACGAAGACGAAGACGAAGACAGUGAAGUGGACAUCAUCUUUGUGGCUCACGGAUCGAUCACAGACUCCAUGAUUCCAGCUUCCUGUCUGAUGCCUCUGUCCAACAUCAAAGACGUGCUCCUGUAUUCCCCCUGGAACUGUCUCCUCGCUGCUGAUGCAGCGUACGGCAUCGCUACAGGACUCAUACAACCUCGGCACAGACAGUUUAUCUGUGUUCCAGAAAGUGGCUGUAAAAUUCCUGAUAAAGGACACCGGCCCAGGAAACUGCCAGCUGGCUGGAACUCAAUGAAGGAAGCAGGACUGAUUCCCAACAUCAUGGUCAGUACUCUCAACGUUCCAGAUGAUGGUGCAUGGACGUGUUUGGUCGAUCUCACAGAAACAUAUGGUAGACCAGGGAGAGGCCGCAUCGUCAUCCCGUUCAUCCUUGGUGGUCUGGAAGCAACAAUCCCGUUCUACAUCGUCACCUGGGUCAUGUCUCUGGUGCUGUCUUUCUUCCGGAUCGAAGCCACCGUCCAUCUCGCCGCCUGUCUUGGUGAUGAAUCUACAAGGCAGAAGUUUCCCAGAGAGUUCUUGGAGUGUCAGUACUCCUACACUAUUGACGACACCGGGAUGACAUCAAGGGCCAUGUUGUCCAUCACCCACCGUGCCCUGUACAGGAACUUACAGGCCAUGUUCGAUUAGAUGGACAAAACGUAAACAUUUUCUGGAGAGGACAAGUUCUGUUCCAGCGAAAGAUUUGUCCAUGCCUCAAGCUGAACUGAUUUCCCACCUCGAUGCAUCUCCGUGUGUUUCAACACGUUGGUAUCAACAAACAAUCCAAUUUUCAUCUGAGAGAUGAUUUCCAGUGCCCGGAAUCGUUAAAACUUCUAUAAAGACGAGCUGCUGCUGGAGUCACUGAGCAGCCAGAGAACCCCCACCUCCGUUUUCUCCACUGAUCAGAUUCACAGUCGAUUGAUUCUUUUACCCCCUCGACACAGAUGAGUUAUGAACAUUCAAAAUCAUAUUUACUGUGAUCUACCCCUGAUGUAGUGCGGCUGUGGCUGAGGGGGAAGAGUGGUCGUCCUCCAACCAGAUGGUCGGCUGUUUGGAUAAAAUGUAAUAUAAUGAUGUGGAGGAGUCGGGACGUAUCCGACAUGGUCGCACCUGUAAUGGAAAAUUAUAUAAUCAUACUAUACUAUGUAUUAUACAUGCUUAUGUAACCACACUAUUAUCUGUGCUUAUGCAUAUCACGUGUGAGGAGAUGGCCGCACCACAUGUGACCUGACAAGAUGUCUGUUGGUGACUCACUAGGUGAAAUCCAGACAUCGGAGCCACUCAUCACUUUGCUGUCUCCUCCAAUCUUAUCUUCUGGGGGUGUACUCCGCAUUUUCACACACACACAAUUCGGCUUAUAAGCAAACACAUCACCUCUUUUUGUAUGAAAGAGUACGCCCGACAAUGUUUCUUGGUCUUACCCAUCUUCACGUCUGCAUGCUGUAAGAUCGGUUAAGAAUAAACAUGCACUUAAAAGACAAUUAGGUUCUUUAUUUCAGAAAAUGAUUUCCUCCACACACCUGAGCAGCAGGUCCCUGGUUCAAUUCCCGACUGGACGGACCGGCGUUUCGAUUCUCUAACCUCAGUCACAUAAACACAACAGCCAAUCCUAGGAUCCCUUCCACCAACCAACUCUGUGUCCCUGUGACCUUUGACCACUGACACUCAUCAGUUCAUCUGAGUCUAAAUGUACAUUUGGACCAAAUUUGAAAGGAUUUUCUUCAGUUGGUCUGAAGAUCUCCUGCCAAAAAAAGAAUAAUGGAAAAAAGCCCCCAAAAAAUACCUGUAUGUACACGUACAAUGUAAUCUGAUUACUUUCUGGCACGCAGACCGUGGUGUACGUUUGUUUGAAGCUGAACUGGUCCAACCUCUGAAGGAGCUGAACAUUAUCAGACACCUGCACGAUGAAGAGAUGAGGAAGACGUGCUCGUCACCUAUUUACGUGUCACACGGACUCAAUCACCUCUGGCACAGAAACUCAAAAGCAGAAUGGAAACACUGUUCAUACCCUGAUCCAUCAAUAAUCACUUUUAUAUUGUAAUACAGUUUAAUAUUAAUCAAUUAUGAAAUCUGUCAUGACAUUGAUACCACAUGAUGAUUACUCUGCUAAUAUUAGUUAGCUGUAGAUUCCGUCUCUAAUCUUAUUGGUUGUACACGUUAAGCAUUACUACAUGAUGACGACACGAUGAGGUCACGAUAAGGUCAUGAUGAGGUCAUUCCUACCAUAUUACCACAAAUUGACGUCUUCUUACACCAAACAUUUAUGUUCUGAUUAAAUGCGUUUGAGUCAUGUUGGCGUUUGAACCCAUGAGAUGUUUCCUGUUCUCAGCUGCUGUGAUUAAAAGAAUAAAGUCUUUGUUUUUUAAAGCUGAAA
Hippoglossus stenolepis (Pacific halibut) is the source of this 3935-nucleotide messenger RNA. RefSeq lists its product as uncharacterized. The record is from RefSeq and is a predicted model, not a curated record. The transcript has 5 exons. Bases 377 to 2209 code for a protein of 610 amino acids. NCBI's taxonomy places the organism in Eukaryota, Metazoa, Chordata, Actinopteri, Pleuronectiformes, Pleuronectidae.